This is a messenger RNA of Dufourea novaeangliae, 2139 nucleotides long. It is a transcript of the gene Klc, whose product is annotated as kinesin light chain. The transcript has 7 exons. Gene Ontology annotation, biological process: microtubule-based movement. Gene Ontology annotation, molecular function: kinesin binding. The coding region runs from base 19 to 1731 and encodes 570 amino acids. Gene Ontology annotation, cellular component: kinesin complex; membrane-bounded organelle; cytoplasm. NCBI's taxonomy places the organism in Eukaryota, Metazoa, Arthropoda, Insecta, Hymenoptera, Halictidae. The record is from RefSeq and is a predicted model, not a curated record.
ACAGAGAAGCAAUCCUGCAUGGACCGUUCUGAAGACAAAAAAAUAGAAAAUAUUGGUAGAAUGACGGCCAUGACGCAGGAAGAAAUCGUGGCUGGCACCAGAACUGUGGCCCAGGGUCUGGAAGCCCUUCGUGUUGAACACGAAGGACUUCUACAGGGGCUACAAUCUCAGGAUGCACCGGCUGCAAGAGACAAAGCCAGCUUACUGUCAAAGAACAUUGAGAUGAUAGAGUUGGGCCUCGGUGAGGCUCAGGUCAUGAUGGCUCUGGCUAACCAUUUACAAAAGGUCGAGGCUGAAAAACAAAAGCUUAGAACACAAGUUAGGAGGCUGUGCCAAGAAAAUGCCUGGUUAAGGGACGAGUUGGCUGGAACACAGCAGAAAUUGCAAGCUAGUGAGCAGGCAGUAGCCAAAUUGGAAGUAGACAAGAAGCAACUAGAAUUCAUGGAAAGUAUGAGGCAAUAUGAUCCUGAUCCUCCUGCUGAUGAUGAGACUACUAAAGACAGACCAAAAGAUGAUCCUGUGGUCGAUCUAUUCCCCGAUGACGAUGCGGACGACCGAAAUAGUAAGUCGAUAUCGCCGACACCGCCAUCGCAAUUUGCACAACAAGUGAACGCCGGAUACGAAAUACCUGCGCGCUUACGUACACUGCACAAUUUGGUUAUUCAGUACGCGGGCCAAGGUCGCUACGAGGUGGCAGUGCCUCUUUGCAAGCAGGCGCUGGAGGAUUUGGAGAAAACUUCCGGCCACGACCAUCCCGAUGUGGCUACGAUGUUAAACAUUCUUGCUUUAGUAUAUAGAGACCAAAACAAGUAUAAGGAGGCUGCGAAUCUAUUGAACGAUGCUUUGUCCAUCCGCGAGAAGACACUAGGCGAAAAUCAUCCUGCGGUAGCCGCCACGUUAAACAAUCUGGCCGUUUUAUAUGGAAAACGAGGCAAAUACAAGGAAGCAGAGCCGCUGUGCAAGCGUGCUCUUGACAUCAGGGAAAAGGUUCUCGGACGAGAUCAUCCGGAUGUCGCGAAACAGUUGAACAACCUCGCGUUACUUUGCCAGAACCAGGGUAAAUACGAGGAGGUUCAGCGUUAUUACCAACGAGCACUUGAAAUCUACGAGGCGAAACUCGGGCCGGAUGAUCCAAAUGUCGCGAAAACGAAAAACAAUUUAGCCUCUUGUUUCCUGAAACAGGGGAAAUACAAGGAUGCCGAAGUUCUGUAUAAACAAGUACUGACCAGAGCGCACGAGAAAGAGUUCGGUGCUAUUGCUAGCGAUAAUAAACCAAUUUGGCAGGUCGCAGAAGAAAGAGAGGAAAAUAAGCAUAAAAAUAAAGAGAAUGCUCCUUACGGAGAAUAUGGAGGUUGGCACAAAGCAGCAAAGGUAGACUCGCCCACGGUUACGACUACUCUGAAAAAUCUUGGUGCAUUAUAUCGAAGGCAAGGAAAAUAUGAGGCGGCGGAUACUCUGGAAGAUUGUGCUUUGAGGUCACGAAGGGAGACAUUAGAGUUCGUGAAGCAAGGAAAAGUCGCGCAAAUACUAGGGGAUGAGAAAGGAUCGACAAGACGCGGCUCGCGGUCCAGUUUGGCAAACAGCGAACACGAGCAACACGACGAGGGCUCGCUGCCGCUGGUACAAAGGGCGCUACACGAAGGACAGUCUGGCCACCACGACGCUAGUCCUAACAAACCCGGUUUUAAAAACAAGUUCUUUCAAGCUCUCGGGAUUCACUCUUCCACGUAGGAUUAUCCUUCGUCUGUAGUAUUGCUACUGUUGUUCAAUUAUGCCCGAUCACUCGCAGAGAUUUGUCGGUAUAUCACUCGAGGUCUGUACUCUUAGGACGAGUGAGAGCGAGAGAAAGAGAGAGGAGAGAGUGGAGAUAUUUAAUUGCUGAUAAAUAUUAACUAGCAUUUAUCGGAAAAGUGCCUGUCAGUGAUUCCUCUUGUUAUUAAGUCCGAGUGUUCCCCGAUUAAGAACCGCCUACGGACAUAAUUUUUGUAAAUAACGCCAAUCAUUGGGAGAGGCAUUAAACGUGUAGUGGAAUUCUAGGAACGGGUCUUUUUGAUAAUUCUGGGCAUUUGAUACUGUUUUCCGCAGCCAAGUAUCCCCGGUAACAGCACAUCGUAACUGCACAUUCUUUUAAUACAUUUA